Medicago truncatula (barrel medic) is the source of this 2115-nucleotide messenger RNA. Its product is annotated as ubiquitin-like-specific protease ESD4. Gene Ontology annotation, molecular function: deSUMOylase activity. Bases 195 to 1586 code for a protein of 463 amino acids. The transcript is spliced from 9 exons. Gene Ontology annotation, biological process: protein desumoylation; proteolysis. The record is from RefSeq and is a predicted model, not a curated record. Gene Ontology annotation, cellular component: nucleus. Lineage: Eukaryota; Viridiplantae; Streptophyta; Magnoliopsida; Fabales; Fabaceae.
GAACAAAACAAUCACAUCACACACACGCACAGCAAUUUCUGUGAAUUUAAAUACCAAACUCCAAACAUAAACACUACUCUUAAUUCUUAAAUAUUCCUUUCCUACCCAACCAAUCAAAAUCAAAUUCACGUUUCGUUCUCAAAUCAAAAACCCUAAAUCCCCAAAUUGGACAUGCUCGUUCUUCGUUUCAAUCAAUGGGUAUGACCACAAGCAACCGUAAACGCUCUGAAGAAUGCAUGUCCGUCCUCACCAAUCACACCACCAUCUCUAUUUCUCAACCAUCUUCAAAACGACCCAAAUUUUCAUACCAAUCGACCCGACCCGUUUCCACCUCAAACGCCAUCGUUUCCAGACUCUCCCGUUACCCAGACACCAAACCCCAAUUCCUCCGUGAAGUUCACGCGCCGUGUAGACCUAGAAAAUUCAACCUUUCCAGAAAAUUAUCGAAUUUCGGCGAUUUCAUUGACAUGGGUAAUUUUCUGCAGAGGAAUUACGAGAAGGUGAAGCGUUCGGCGUUGGGAAAAUGCAGAUUGGUGACACAGAAGGAGAAGGUGGUGAUUGAUUUGGAUUCAGAUGGGGAGGAUUCGGAUGAUUCUGGGGUUGUGGAGGUUGUUGAGAUUCGUGAUACGGAGAUGAAGGAUGUUGAAAUUGGGGUUCAACGGAGGUUAACGGAUUCAGCUUUGACUAAUGCGGUGGUGAAUGUGGAGGACCAUGAUCUUUCCAGUGUUCAUGUGUAUAAGAAGUUGCUUCAAGGUGUUCAGAGAAGGACUGAUACAAUUCAAAGUUUGAAUUUUCAAAUUGAGUUGAAUGAGAAGAGGAGAGAUAUUUUUCAAUUGUUAAGGCCUAAGAAGGAACUUAUUGAGGAAGUUCCAUUUGAGCCUUUUGUCCCUCUCACAGAUGAUGAAGAAAUUGAGGUUUCUUGCGCAUUUUCCUCCAACCGGAGAAAGGUAUUGGUUGCUCAUGAGAGUUCUAAUAUUGAGGUAUCAGGAGAAAAGAUGCGAUGCCUUCUUCCGGGUGCAUGGUUAAAUGAUGAGGUGAUAAAUUUGUACCUCGAGUUGCUGAAAGAGAGGGAGCGAAGAGAACCCAAGAAGUUUCUGAAAUGUCAUUUUUUCAGCACCUUUUUCUACAAAAAGUUAAUAAGUGGCAGGGAUAGAUAUGAUUACAAAUCUGUCCGAAGAUGGACGACUCAAAGGAAAUUGGGAUACAGCCUAUUUGAUUGUGAUAAAAUAUUUGUACCCAUCCACAAAGAAAUUCACUGGUGCUUGGCAGUUAUCAAUAAAAGAGAUGCAAAAUUCCAGUAUCUUGACUCAUUGAAAGGAAUGGAUCGUCGUGUGCUAGAAGUGCUGGCUAGGUACUAUGUAGACGAAGUAAAAGACAAAACUGGAAAAGAUAUUGAUGUAAGCACCUGGGAGAAAGAAUAUGUCGAAGACCUUCCUGAGCAGGAAAAUGGGUUCGAUUGUGGCGUGUUUAUGAUCAAAUAUGCCGACUUCUAUAGCAGAGGCCUGGGUCUGUGUUUUAACCAGGAACACAUGCCUUACUUCCGGCGCAGGACAGCUAAGGAGGUAUUGCGAUUGAGAGCUGACUAAGCAAAGGGGUGACCAGUCAUCAGUAUCCCAGUCCAAUACUCCAUCAUCAGCAUAGAAAUUUUGGUAGCAGUAGUUGAUGGAGGAUCUUCACUUAUGGAAUUGGAGCUUUUGCUUGCUCUGAAGUUGAACUGACUACACAUAUGCCCCGGUGUCUAGGUACAACGCAUCGAUAGUGUAGAACGCAGUAGGUUGUAUAUACAGUAUACAAAAGUGAACUAUUAGAUGGGGAUGAGGUUUCAACUAUGUAAUGGCAUAAUUGCUUCCUCUCUAUUCUCUUUCUAUUCAGUUUUGUAUUGUUGGUAGUGUUGAGCUUAGUAGGUUUGCUCGGAUAGUGUUUGUUCCUUUGUUCAAGGAAAUUGAGGGGAAAGAAAAGAAUGGUGAUUUCAUAGGUAAUGAUUGUGGCAGGCUCUACAAUUUGAGCAAUGGUUAAACCUAAUUUUGAAUAAAUUUUAUUUUGUAAACUUGUUUGAAGAGAAGUGAUUUAUGUUUGAACUUUGAAGUAACAUUUAAUGUGAAUUAUUUUGUGAUA